ACAACCAAUUGUUUUUAAUAUCCCUUUGCCCACAAGCCUUAGAAAAUCUUUCUUUUCUUCAUUCAAAUCCUCAUGUGACAAAAAGCACAUGUUACCACGAAGAAGAAGAAGAAGAAGAAACGCUGCUGCUUUUUUCUUUGGCCGCGUUGAGCUUCCGUAGUACAAUAAUGCGUUUCCAUAGAAACCAUCUUCGGAAGCUAGCUCACACAUUAGCUCCGGCGGGUUCCUCCAUCCUUAUUAUGACAACACAACUCCUGGUGUUGUGUUUGUAGCUGCUGAUCAGGAGGUUCAGAAAGAGACAGCGGGCGUUAGCUCCGUCGUCUCACUUCCUGUUAGCCACCAGCUAGCUCUGAAGAGGAGAAAUCCCCGAAGGCGUUAGCUUCACACAGCCGAUCGAUGCUAAAACCCAGGCUAAGACAAGUAACCCAACUCUGUCGUAUCACAUUGAGCUGCUGUUUUUCUAACAACCCAACAGGACUGUUCGCUUCGGGUUAAACCUUCGACACAAUCCAGCCUCGUCUCUGUGGGCUGUGUUGGUCAGAAGCGUCCUCUGUGAUAACAUCUCUCAUCCCCACCUCCCGUGUCCAGUGGAGGAACCACCAGGAUGUCCUUCAGAGAAUUGAGAAAUUUCACUGAGAUGAUGAGGGCCUUGGGAUACCCCAGGUUGAUAUCCGUGCAGAACUUCAGAACACCAAACUUCACCUUGGUGGCGGAGAUAUUGAUAUGGCUCAUAAAGAGAUACGAGCCUCACAUGGAUAUCCCCACUGACGUGGAUACAGAGUCAGAUAGGGUUUUCUUCAUUAAGGCCGUGGCCCAGUUCAUGGCGACAAAGGCUCACAUCAAACUCAACAUGAAGCACCUCUACCAGGCUGAUGGCUACGCUGUGAAAGAGCUGCUGAAGAUCACCUCGGUGCUGUACAACGCUAUGAAGACUAAGCAGAUGGCCUUUGGAGAAAUAGUUGAGGAGGAUAACAACAAGUUCAAGUUUGACCUCGGCUCACGGAUUUCUGAUCUCAAAUCCGCUCGACAGCUGGCAUCCGAGGUCACCUCUAAAGGAGCAUCUCUCUAUGAUUUACUGGGUAAAGAGGUGGAACUGCGGGAAAUGAGAACUGCGGCCAUUGCCAGACCUCUAGAGGUCAACGAGACCGAGAAGGCCCUGAGAGCUGCAAUCAAGGAGGUUUUGGAAAGUGUGGAGAAGACCAAAGACAUGCUGAGAAAUGUCGGGUCGGAUGUGACCUCUCUGGACGCCAAAAUAGAGAAGAAGAAGCAGGAGCUGGAGAGGAAUCGAAAGAGACUCCAGACGCUUCAGAGUGUCAGACCAGCAUUCAUGGACGAAUAUGAGAAGAUAGAGGAGGAUCUGCAAAAGACGUACGUCAUAUAUGUGGAGAAGUUCAGGAACCUCAGCUUUCUGGAGGCGCAGCUGGAUGAGCACCACAGACUGGAGCAGGAGAGGUUUGAGGAGGCAGAAAACAACAUGAGGAUGAUGCAGCACAAGCUGAGGGAGGAGGAGAAAGAUAUGAUGCGAAGCUCCCUGAAAGAUGAGGAUUCGGACAUGGACGUCCCAGAAGAUGACGGCUCAGACAGUGACAUAGAAGAGAGUCGACCCUCGAAGCCCCGGCCCACACGAAACAGCAUCAUGGCAGGAUCAGGAGCUCGUUUCAUCGGGACCAUGCAGGGUGACAGCGAUGAGCCCUCGGCUGUUUCCAGAAAGCCAGUUUAUUCUGCCAAAAUACAACGGAAACUAAAGACCGAGGACAGCGAGAUUGACGUGGAUGAGGAUGAUGAAGAAGACGAGGAGGGCGAGGAGGAAGAGGAAAGCAAGGAUUUGGAGGACGACAGUUUGGAGGAUCCGGUGUCCAAGGUUGCUCACACCUCCAGGGGGCCAGUGAGACCCCCUCUGUUAGAGGAGAGUGACAAUGACUUCUAAAUUAUUAACACACUCAUGAUUUAGCUUUUUCCAUUCCAGCUGAAAUGACAACAUCUAAUUUCCUCUCAGGAAUAUGCAUUAAAUAUUAUUUUCCAUUGCGUUAAUAUUGCAACAUAAACUUCAUAUUUUUCUAUAUUUGUGAAAACUGGUUUGCUUAUUAAAAUAUCAACAAUUCCGUAGCUCUCAUAUCUCUUAAUUGUAUCAUAUCAUGUUUCAAUAUUGUGAAAUUAAAGUUUAUACUAAAGUUGUGAUUAAA
This is a messenger RNA of Platichthys flesus (European flounder), 2183 nucleotides long. RefSeq names its product clusterin associated protein 1 (gene ift38). The transcript is spliced from 13 exons. The record is from RefSeq and is a predicted model, not a curated record. Gene Ontology annotation, cellular component: cilium; intraciliary transport particle B; centrosome. Bases 605 to 1927 code for a protein of 440 amino acids. Gene Ontology annotation, biological process: cilium assembly. NCBI's taxonomy places the organism in Eukaryota, Metazoa, Chordata, Actinopteri, Pleuronectiformes, Pleuronectidae.